Messenger RNA from Scophthalmus maximus (turbot), 3534 nucleotides. Its product is annotated as carbohydrate sulfotransferase 12-like. The transcript has 5 exons. The record is from RefSeq and is a predicted model, not a curated record. Gene Ontology annotation, molecular function: sulfotransferase activity. Gene Ontology annotation, biological process: proteoglycan biosynthetic process; carbohydrate biosynthetic process. Gene Ontology annotation, cellular component: membrane. Lineage: Eukaryota; Metazoa; Chordata; Actinopteri; Pleuronectiformes; Scophthalmidae. Bases 389 to 1675 code for a protein of 428 amino acids.
AUUAUGAUUCUUGGGAUUUUUUUAUUUUCAACAUCACUGGAAAAACGCAGCGGUAGAAUUUCCUCUUGUGUAGAUCAAGUACUCUCUGUUGGAGUAUUAGUACAUUGUAGCGUAGUACAAGUACAGCACUUGAGUAAAUGUGCCACUUGGUGUUUUAGCUUCUCUAAAAGCCAGUUCUUGUAAUUCAACAUUAGCCUCCACUCGUUCCUUUGACUUCACUUUAAGAGAGGAUGUGUUGUUUUUUUUUGUCCUAACAUUUCCUGUCCCUUCGAGUUGCAGCUGGUGAGCAGGAAAGCGUCUCUUUCCGGGUCAGAUGGCCGCCAUGGAGCUGAGAUAACCUCUUCCUCUUUUCUCCACCAAUCGCGACUCUCCGAUCUGAGACAAGGCCAUGGGUACAUGGCGCGCUCUACGAGCGGCGUUCAUUCUGGGCUCUUUGGUCACGAGCCUGCUGAUCAUGGUCUACUGGGACGACAUCGGGGACCUGACCCUCUCUCCGCUGCAGGGCCGCGGGAACGGGUCGCGUCAGUGCCCAUCUUGCCCUCGGGCGGCCGCGGGCCCGCGCCUCGCUCCAUCCACCGACAGAACCCAGAGCACUUCCUCCUUCGCCGCCACCGCCGCGAAACUCACCGUCGAGGGGACGACCGGAACAACUGAAGAACAGAAACAGGGGGAGGAAGAGGACAGAGAAGAGCAGAGGGAGGAGGAGGAGGAGGCGGAGGAGGAAACGAGGGAGGGUGAGGAGAGGGGAAGGAGUCCCGCCUCUGUUGACGGUAGGGAACAGGAGGAGAGGAAGCAGAGGAUGAUGGAUGUUUGUUCGGGAAAGGACGCUGCGGAAUUCCCUGGAAGGACUCGGACGUUUGAGCAGAUCCCCCACAAGGAGCUGGAUCACCUGAUAGUGGAUGACGCAAACCAGAUCAUCUACUGCUACGUUCCCAAGGUCGCGUGCACCAACUGGAAGAGAGUGAUGGUGGUUUUGUCCCGGUCUCUGAUCUCGCCCUCCUCAGGAAAACCUUACUCUGACCCGGAGGCUGUACCUCCGCGCCUCGUACACAACUCCACGCUUUACCACAAUUUAACUAGCCUCAUGCGCCCUAAUGAUUCCCAGUCCCUCCACCAGAUGGCACACAGGCUCCAGACCUACACCAAGUUUCUGUUUGUACGAGACCCUUUCGUACGACUCAUCUCCGCCUUCAGGAACAAGUUAGACGGUGCCAACGAGCAGUUCUACAGGGAUUUCGGCCGGGGCAUCGUGCGUCGCUAUGGUCACGUCUCCGGGAGUUUGCCAGAGAGCGUGUCCGAGGCCAUCGCUGCGGGACUCAAACCGACCUUCCAGCAGUUUGUCACGUACCUGCUGGAUCCAGAUACAGAGAAGAAGCGCGUGUUCAAUGAACACUGGCGACAGGUGUACCGCCUGUGCCAUCCGUGUCAGGUCAAGUACGACUUCAUUGGACGACUGGAAACCCUGGAACCCGACGCGGAUCGCCUGCUGAGGCUGCUGAAGGUGGAUCACCUGCUCCGCUUCCCCUCGGGGCCCCACAACCGAUCGGCGGUCAGCUGGGAAAAAGAGUGGUUCGCGGAGAUCCCCGUGACAACGAGGAGGGAACUGUACAAGCUGUACGAGCCCGACUUUGAGCUGUUUGGUUAUCCCGAACCUGACGUCGUACUCCACCCGUAACCAAGCUGAGUCAAAGGGGCGUGGGCGCCGCACUGUGUGUGGAGCCCACGCCUCACGGACCUUCCUCUAAAGACCAGACGAUGAUGCUGCUUGUUUCAUUCGAUCUGUACAUACCUCAAGUGCCUGCCAGGGUUAUCCGGGCGCAGAUGAAUACCUUUUGGAGCUCAUUGGUUGUGGGGGUGUGUGUGUGUGUGGUGCUAAAAACUUUUAUGGAUGUGUUAAAGGGCGACUAAGGCAGGUAAGAUUAUUCCCGGUGCUGCCGAUGGUCAGUCUGACUGUGACAGGCGGGUGACUGUGUGUUUGUGUGCAUGCGUGUGAGAGAGAGAGAGAGAGAGAGAGAGAGAGAGCGACAGCGGUGCAAAGAGCGUUGCACACAGCUCUACAAUGAAGCAAUGACACCUUUUACAUUGUACCAUUAUGAAACUGUGACGGGACAAAUUUUGUAUAGUGUGUACGUAUAGCUGCCUCAAUGCAACAUGUGUGAAGGGUAUGCAUCAUCCCUCUGAUGCUUUUCAUUUUAUCUUUGUCAUAAUUUCAUAUCGGAAGCACACACCUGCAUAACAAGCUACAUUGUCCCUGUCUGUUUCCCCACGUAAAGGCACUUUGAAUUGCAUUUUAUAAAUGGAAUUGAUUAGUCAUGGGGAAAGGAAUCGGGCUAAGGGUAAGCGGACAUCAUGGAGGUGAAAUAUGCAGAAAAAUUUAAAAAAAAAAAUUCUAAUUCUUGUCUGUGUUUGAAAUGAUUGAAAUAUGCUCAUGAGUGAAAAGGCGAGAUUGAGUUUAUCCUUUAGGGAAGAAUAUAAACAUAACAUAUUAUAAAUGUACAAAAGUUCCCUUGGAAAUGUUGUGAAGGAGAAUAUAAGAACAGAAAGUGAACUCAAGCAAUAAUUUAUGUAAAGUGUGUAGUAAGCAAAGCCUUCGAUGUGACAGUACUUUACGCCACUGAAAAGUAUUAUGGCUGUAUUUUCUUUUUAAAAUCUGAGAUUCGAGAAUAAGGUUGUAAUUGAGAAGGUCAUAAUAUUUCAGGAAUAACGUACUAAUAAAAAGUGAAAAAAGCCAUAAUAUAUAUCUAAAGACGUGAUAUUAAGAGAAUUAAAUUGUAAUUUAAUGAGCAUGAAAAUAUUGAUAAAAACGGGUCUAAUAAUAUUUCGAGAAAAACAAGCCAGUCGUUUCAACGCGGUUCUUUCAUCAGAAUCUCUUUACGACUUUAUUCCUGUGAUAUUACCACUUUAUCCUUGUGAUGUUAUAAAUUUAUCCUUGUGAUAUUAUAACUUUAUCCUCGUCAUAAUACGACUUUACCCUCAAGAUAUUAUGACUUUAUCCUUGUAAUAUUAUCAUUUUUUCUUUUUAAAAUUACGACUUUAUCACCAUCGGAAUAUUACAACUUUAUUCUCGUAAUAAUAUGACUUCAUAUUCGUAAAAUUACUAGGCCCCAACUUUAUCACUGUGUUAUUGACUUUUUUUCCUCCCAAGAUUAUCCCUCAAGAUUUUGACAUUCUUUUCCUUGUGAUAUUACGACUUUUUUCUUGUGAUAUUAUGACUUUAUUGUCCCGAUAUUAUGACUUUAUCCUCAUGAUAUUACAUAUUAUAACUUUACCUUUGUGAUAUUAUAACUUUAUUCUCGUGAUAUUACGUCUUUACCCUUGUGAUAGUAUAACUUUAUUCUCGUGAUAUUACGACUUUGCCCUUGUGAUAUUAUAACUUUAUUCUCGUGAUAUUACGACUUUGCCCUUGUGAUAUUAUAACUUUAUUCUCGUGAUAUUACGACUUUAUCCUUGUGAUAUUACUCCACUAUCCUUGUAAUAUUAUGACUUUUUCUUGUCAAAUUAUGACUUUAUCAUCAUCGGAAAAUUACAACUCUA